Messenger RNA from Cladocopium goreaui, 915 nucleotides. NCBI's taxonomy places the organism in Eukaryota, Dinophyceae, Suessiales, Symbiodiniaceae. The record is from the annotation of a GenBank genome assembly.
AUGGAAGUUGAUCCGCUGUUCACUGCGACUACGGCUGAGGCCAUACCAAGAAAGGCCCAAAAGGAGUCGCUGAGAUGGCAAGAGAUUGAGACUAGCGGUGCUCGCUACAUGUCGCUGGAAACCACCGACUUGGAAAAUCAGCAAGCGCCAAAGACCCGCUGGCCGCUGGUCCUAAGCGCUGCGGUCUUGAGCGCCUGGCUGGUGGUCUUUAACGCCCUGUGGAUCGGUCUCAGCACUGAUUGGGUGGCACGGAACUGGAGCCAGAAUAUGCCUGACUGGUUCCACUACGGAGAUUGGGCCUUUUGUAUCUCGGCCAUUGGCGAGCUCUUCAUCCGGAUGUGCGGACAGGGACUUCAUUUCUUCUAUGAGGACCACUGGAGAUGGAACCUCUUCGAUACCAUCGUGGUGGCCACGCAGGUAGCUGACCUUGGCGGAAGUGUCCUGGAACGUUCAGCCACCGGAGGGCCCAGCCAUCCUUCUUUGCAAGGUCUGAGGGUCCUGAAGUUGGUGCGCAUCCUGCGCAUUGCUCGCAUUGCCUCCGUCUUCCCCGAGCUGCACAUUUUGAUCAGUUACAUCAUGGAUUCACUUCAAUCACUCUUCUGGACGAUGGUCCUGAUUUUCGCGUGCCUUUAUGCUGUGUCAGUGGUUAUCACUCAGCUCGUCUCUGAUCACAAGAUCGCUGUGGGAAAAGAAGGCAUGGAAGCCGGUGGAAAGGAGGAGAUGCUGGAAUUCUUUGGGUCGCUGGACACUACGAUGAUUUCCCUCUACAUGGUGAUUUCUGAAGGCAUCCACUGGAAGGAGUUGAUGGACCCACUGGCGGAGAACAUGGGCAGCUGGGUGCGGGUGGUCUUCGUGGCCUUCACAGGCAACAAACUCGAAUGUUGGAACAAACAAUGGGAAUAUAUGGGAAUAUAA